Molecule: messenger RNA, 1650 nt
Organism: Aspergillus steynii IBT 23096
Lineage: Eukaryota; Fungi; Ascomycota; Eurotiomycetes; Eurotiales; Aspergillaceae
Product: sugar porter family MFS transporter
Exons: 2
Coding region: 1-1650 (549 amino acids)
Biological process (GO): transmembrane transport; carbohydrate transport
Cellular component (GO): plasma membrane
Molecular function (GO): carbohydrate:proton symporter activity
Source: RefSeq, a predicted model, not a curated record
AUGGGCAUUGAAACUUCUGCCCAUCAUGGGGAGUCGAUCAGCCCUGCUGUCGCUCCCCACCCUCAGCACUCCAGCCAAGAGUCUAUCGCGAUAAACAAGCCUUCCCAGGUUGGCGUAGACACCCCCGUUCCUAAGGUCACUCUACGCGCCUUUGUCAUGGGAGCCUUCGUUUCCAUGGGUGGUCUCCUCUUCGGUUAUGACACGGGUCAGAUCUCUGGUUUCCAGGAAAUGUCCAACUAUCUGCAGCGCUAUGGUGCCCAGAAUAGUGAUGGCGACUAUGAACUCAGCACGGUCCGUUCUGGUUUGAUUGUCAGUCUUCUGUCGAUUGGUACCUUGAUCGGUGCGCUCUGCGGUGCCCCGAUUGCCGAUAAGUUUGGCCGAAAGUGGUCGAUUACCUUCUGGUGUCUCAUCCUCAACGUUGGUCUGAUCGUCCAGAUCGCCUCGCCUUCCGGAAACUGGGUCCAGAUGGCCAUGGGUCGUUGGGUUACCGGUCUGGGUGUUGGUGGCUGCUCUCUGAUCGUCCCCAUGUACCAGGGAGAGAGUGCUCCUCGUCAGAUCCGUGGUGCCAUGAUCUGUUCUUACCAGCUUUUCGUCACCCUGGGUAUCUUCCUGUCCUACUGCAUUAACCUGGGAACCAACACCCUCGAGGGCACCGCCCAAUGGCGUAUCACCCUGGGUCUCACCUUCCUGUUCGCUCUUGUCCUCGGUGGUGGCAUGAUGUUCUUCCCCGAGAGUCCUCGUUUUGACUACCGUCACGGCCGUGUCGACAACGCCCGUGCCACCAUGGCCAAGAUGUACGGUAUCCCCGAGAACCACCGUCUCAUCUACCAGGAGUUGGAGGAGGUCCAGCAGCAGCUGGAUGCCGAGUCCCAGGAGCAGGUCUGGCACGAGUUCAUCACCGCUCCCCGCAUGUUCUACCGCAUCGUGCUUGGAAUGGUGCUCCAGUCCCUGCAGCAGCUUACCGGUGCCAACUACUUCUUCUACUACGGUACUACCAUUUUCGAGGGUGCCGGUAUUUCCAACAGCUUCAUCACCCAGGUCAUCCUGGGAGCCGUUAACUUCGGAACCACCUUCGGAGGCCUCUGGAUCAUCGAGAACUUUGGCCGUCGCAAGUCCCUCAUCACCGGUGCCAUCCUGAUGUUCAUCUUUUUCAUGGCCUUUGCCUCCGUGGGUCACUUUGCCCUUGACGUCGAGACCCCCACCAACACCCCCGGCGCCGGAAAGGGUAUGAUCGUCCUGGCCUGCCUGUUCAUCACCACGUACGCCGUGUCCUGGGGUCCCCAGAUCUGGUCUUUGGCCGCCGAGCUCUUCCCCUCGAAGUACCGUGCCAAGGGCAUGGCCCUGGCCACUGCCGCCAACUGGCUGUGGAACUUCCUCAUCGGAUUCUUCACCCCCUUCAUCACCAAGAAGAUCGAUUUCGCCUACGGCUACGUCUUCGCCGGGUGUCUCUUCUUCGCCAUCGGUGUCGUCUACUUCUUCGUCAUUGAGACCCAGGGCCGCACCCUCGAGGAAAUCGACUGGAUGUACGUCAACAAGGUCGCGCCCUGGAAGAGCACCAAGUUCCAGAUGCCCUCUCUCGGAAGCGACGGUCACAGCGACGAGAAGUACGCUCGCAAGGAGUCUCAGUCCUACCAUGCCGAGAACGUUUAA